CUCUACUAUCUGUGUAACAAGCUGAACAAGUAUGGUUUAUAACGACUCGGCAGAAUGUCCUUUAUUUCCAGAAAACCCAGGAUACUGCGAUGUUAUAAUUCAUGUGAGGCGGGCCAUUGCUUCACUGUCGUUGAUAGGAAGUUUAUUCGUGAUAGUUGUGAUAUGGCUCUUCAAAAAGCAUGCUGUAUUUUCACAGAGACUAAUCCUGUAUUUAAGCAUAGCUGCUUUCUUUUACAGUACAGCUUAUUUAAUGGGAGACAUACGCCCUGAUGGACCCAUGUGUGACUUUCAAGCUUGGUAUUUAAGUUACUUUGUCUGGUCUGCCUUGAUCUGGGUGUGUAUAAUCACAUUUAAUUUGUACAUGAACGUGGUAAAAAACAGAAGUAUAGAGAAGUUCGAAAUACUCUUCCAUAUCCUAGGUUGGGUUUUCUCUGCCAUCAUGUCUUUCCUACCAUUAGCUGGGAAUCGUUAUGGCCCAGCUGGGGCUUGGUGCUGGAUUGUGAAUGAUCUUGGCUGGAGAUUUGGAGUUUGGUAUGGACCAUUAUUCAUAGCCAUUACGGUUUUGGUUGUGACAUAUGUUUACAUCAUUGUCACUCUGUUCAGGAGGUUGUCCACUUGGAAAGGUACAUAUGACCCAGAAAAAGAAAGACAAACAGCCAUGCUUAAAGAUGACAUCAAAUAUCUGAGGGCUUACCCAUUUGUUUAUUUGGCUGUCUCCGUAUUUUCUCUAAUAGACAGAAUACAGAAUGCUGCUUCACCAGGUGAGCCUGUUUUUGCUCUUGUCAUAUUGGCCGCACUCACAGCUCCCUUGCAUGGUGCGAUGAAUGCCAUAGUUUUUGGAAUGGAUAGAGAAACAUUAAGGAGGCUCACCCCUACACAGAUCAAGAUGGCUUUUAUGGCAAGAAUAACCAAAAAAGCUGAAGUACAUGAGCUGAGCUCAAUAACCAGUAUAUCUGCGGGGGAAAUAAGACAUGUGUGAUAAAGAUUAUAUUCCCUGAAGGUUGGUUGUAUGUACUAGCUGGAAGGGAAAAACAAGGAUAUUUGUUUGAGAAUGUUGAGUUUAUGUAAAGUGCUUCUAGAAGUGUUAAUAUUAUUUAUGGUACUUUUUAAGAAAACGAAGUCUAACAUGCUCAGUAAACGUAUAGGAAUUAUA
Messenger RNA from Saccostrea cuccullata (small rock oyster), 1153 nucleotides. RefSeq lists its product as uncharacterized. Gene Ontology annotation, biological process: adenylate cyclase-activating G protein-coupled receptor signaling pathway; cell surface receptor signaling pathway. The transcript is spliced from 13 exons. The coding region runs from base 32 to 979 and encodes 315 amino acids. Gene Ontology annotation, cellular component: plasma membrane. The record is from RefSeq and is a predicted model, not a curated record. Lineage: Eukaryota; Metazoa; Mollusca; Bivalvia; Ostreida; Ostreidae. Gene Ontology annotation, molecular function: G protein-coupled receptor activity.